Molecule: messenger RNA, 1069 nt
Organism: Vigna unguiculata (cowpea)
Lineage: Eukaryota; Viridiplantae; Streptophyta; Magnoliopsida; Fabales; Fabaceae
Product: ATP-dependent Clp protease ATP-binding subunit
Source: RefSeq, a predicted model, not a curated record
UUCUUUUGGUGGCUUCAAAGAAACACCUUAUGAUUUUGCUAAUUCCAUUUUUUUCAUCAACAUACAUUUCUAGAGUUCAACCUUUAUCUCUGAGCAAGUAAAUCACACACACCAUAGAUGAGUUGCAAGAUAAACUCCAUAACUUCACCAGUACUGUGCAAAUUGUGCACCGAAAAACCAAAGCAUAGAGGAAGAAACACCAUCUUAUUUUCCUUUUCCUCAAGUGGGAAACAGCAGAAAAGCAUUUCCACCAGCACAAGGAUUGAAAAUCCAGCAUCAGAGGCUUACACUGUCAGUUUCAAGACAGAAAAGGGUUGCAAGCUUGCAAUUUCAAGGUACCCUGACUUUGAAUAUGAUGCAGAGGGUGGAAUGGGAACUGGGGUUGCUGCAAAGGUUACAGAGAGUGGUUCAGCCAACAAUGAUCUUCAUGUUUCAUUUGAUCUUGAAAGUUUGUAUAUUCCACCAUUGACAAGUUCUACUGCCAAGUUUCUUGGAUUGCCAUUGCCACCAUUUUUGAAGAUUGAUGUAGUUCCAGAAGCAUUACAUGGAAGUAUUAACCAAGAAUCUGGCAAGGUUGAUCUUGAUUUCAAGGCCAAGUUUUUGUUUUCUGCUGGUAGUUUCUAUAAGGCUCCUCCACUGUUGGUGAAGACAGUGUUAACAUCUGAAGAAACAAAAGGCAGUAUGAAGAGUGGAAGAGGAAUGAGAUUGGAUAAAGAGGGAAAGUGCAGACUGGUUGGUGUAGCAACAGUUGACCCUAUCAAUGAUUUCUUUAUGAAUUCCUUCCUUGGCCUCCCAACUGAGUGCCUUGCAGAGUUAAAGGCUGUGAUCUCCAUUUCUUCGUCAUCUUAAGAUCUCAUCACAAAAUUUGGACAUUUGUUGAAAGUUGAAACAGAGUCAUAAUUUCUAAGUUGGAAGAUGAAUGUUAAAUAGUAGAAGAUGAUAUACAAUGGUAGAAACUAGAGAGAAGUUACCCUAUUCAGCCUUGUACAACACAAUAGGUAAAGCAAGUAUAAUGUACUAAGAAAAGAAGAGUGAAGUCUAAUACAAUAUUCAUUUACAUUUAUUAUCC